AAAUGCGUAUGUUUGUGUGCGUGUGUGUAGAUGUUUUGAUUCUCCACUGUGUUCUUUACUCAUUUCUUGAAAAGCAGCUAGUAUUUUUUAAGUCAUUCAGUACUUUGGAUGACAGUUUUCAUUACGAAUGAUAAAUUUCUAGAAAAUACAAUAGCAAACUAAAUAUUAAUUUUCGAUGUCUAAAUCUUCACAAAUUCUAUAAUUAAAUGCAAUAAUUUACUGAGAAAUAAAAUUUGGUUGUACGCCGACGGAACUCUAAUGACGGAGAGUCAAGUGUGAUAAAUAAAAAACAUAGAACGAAUAUAAGUGCAAAACAUAAUGAGUAUUCACUCAUAUAAGGAAACAGAAAGUUUUAUCACCUUACCGCUGGGCGAGAUCAAGGGGCGAGUAUGCAAAACAAUCUACGAUCAGACGUUUCACAGUUUCGAAGGUAUACCAUUUGCUGAACCACCAUUAGGCGAAUUGCGCUUCCGCGCGCCAGUACCGGUUAAACCAUGGAAGGGCGUUAAGGACUGUACAAAAUGUGCCAGUAAGCCUCUGCAGCAAAACCCGCUAAAUGAUAGCAUAGAAGGAUCCGAAGAUUGCCUAUAUUUAAAUAUCUAUGCAAAGCGGUUACAUUCGGAAAAACCUUUACCUGUUUUGGUAUUUAUAUGCGGUGGUUCUUUUCGUUCAGGUGGUGCCAGAAGAGAAACAUAUGGUCCUGACUUCUUUAUGAAUGAAGAUGUGGUGCUUGUUACCUUUAAUUAUCGGUUAUGCUCUUUAGGUUUUCUCAGUCUCGCCGAUCCCUCACUUCGUAUACCUGGUAAUGCUGGUCUGAAAGAUCAGGUGCUCGCACUUAAGUGGGUGAAACAGUACAUAUCAUACUUCAAUGGUGAUCAUAAGAAUGUUACGGUUUUCGGUUCAAGCGCUGGUGCCGCUUCAACUCACCUACUGAUGCUGUCUGAGCAGGGACAUGAUCUAUUUAAACGUGCCAUUGCCAUGUCUGGUUGCGCGCUAAAUUAUUGGGUUAAUAUGCCGCAAACAAAUAUGGCAUAUCGCUUGGCAAAAUUCCAUGGUUACCAUGGUGACAAUAUCGAUGAAAGCGUUUUAAACUUUCUAAAUAAGCUGGAACCUACAAAAUUGGUGGUGCACACUUUAUUGAACAGAGACGAAGAGCGUAAAUCGUACAUGUUCCCAUUUGGUCCGAUAGUUGAGCCUUAUGUGGAAGAGGAUUGUGUUAUACCGGAGCGUCCCUUUCAAAUGCUUAAGAAUGCAUGGAGCAAUAAAAUACCAAUGAUGAUAGGAGGCACUUCGUUUGAAGGCCUGGUUAUGUAUAAUAAGCUCAAGAGAAAUCCUGACAUUAUGAAGGUUUUAUGCAAUGAGCCAGCAUUAAUACUACCCGAAGAUGUCUUCAAUUCAAAUACCUCAAAAGAAAACAAACGAAUGGGCGAACAACUUUUGAAAUUGCAUUUUGGCGAGAAAGAGCCCAAUGAUCACGCGCUGUUUCAUUAUCUAGAUGUAUAUAGUUACAAAAUCUUUUGGCACGAUUUGCAUCGCACCAUUUUGGCGCGCUUAAGCUUUGCGCUAGCACCUACUUUUCUGUAUCGUUUUGGUUUCGAAUCAGCAGAUUCUAAUAUUAAUCGCCAGCGAUAUUCUAUUGAUGACAAGGUGCGUGGUGCAGCUCACGGCGAUGACUUGUGCUAUCUCUUCCAUUCACGCGAGUCACGAAAGUUAUAUCCAAACUCUGCCGAAUAUAAAACCAUGAAGCGUAUGAUAAGCAUGUGGACCACAUAUGCUACUACUGGCGAUCCCGAUUCACAAACAACGGAUCCAAUUAUUUGGGAUGCCGUAACGAAAUAUUAUAACCUGCGCGGAGUUAAUAUUGGUAACCAUUUGGUUUUUCAGACAAUUCCAGAGGCAGACAAAUUGGAAGCGUGGGCGAAGUUAUAUAAAAGUCCGGAGCAACUGUGUGGUGCCCGAAAGGUAGACGAUUAUAAUUGGGGCGAUCCAUUACCACCAUUGUUAUGAUAAUUCGAUGAGGUCAAGAGUACUCCGACAGAUCGCAGUCGUUAAUAACAUUUAAUACUUAGAGACUUCUAAGAAUUCCUCAUUUGCAAGGAAGUAUCAUAAAAAAUCAAAACUAAUUUUAUUUCUCAGUGAAAUAUUUUAAAUAGGAAAAAAACAAAUUACAUACACAUUCAUAGAUAUAAUUGUUUAGAAUAAAAAUU
Messenger RNA from Zeugodacus cucurbitae (melon fly), 2207 nucleotides. RefSeq names its product esterase B1. The record is from RefSeq and is a predicted model, not a curated record. Bases 319 to 2007 code for a protein of 562 amino acids. The transcript is spliced from 6 exons. NCBI's taxonomy places the organism in Eukaryota, Metazoa, Arthropoda, Insecta, Diptera, Tephritidae.